AAUUUAAAAACUCAGUAAAUUCACCAGAUCUUAUAUCGUUGCGUAUUUGCUGAUGUAUGUAUAUGGGCAGGCCCUGUGCAAAGUUCAGAAACCCUAAAACCAAAAUUUCCAGGACCUGGAUAACGCAAAUUCUAUGAAAAACUCUGCAAAAGAAAAACCCAUGUCUAGCAGUCGGGUGCUUACUGUGUUAACACAGAUCAUGGUGAUGGCUGUGGUGAUAGCUAUUAUAUUGUUGUUCAUUGGCAUAGGAGUUCUGAUUUUAAUUCAUCUCUGUAUAGUUGGAAGGGCUUUCAGAAGAAGUUUUAGGUCAAACAUAGGUGGGGUUUCAUCAGUUUCUGCGACUUCUUCUGCUGUUAGAGUUGGUGGUGUUGUUAGUGGAAAUAGUAAUGGCGGGAUGUCUGAGAAGGAUGUGCAGAAGCUGCCUUCAUACAAACAUGAAGAACGUGAGUUUUUUGCAAUGGAAGAAUAUGAUAAAAACAACAGCAGUGGUAAUAAGUUUGAUCGCACAGAGUGUGCUGUUUGCCUUGAUGGGUAUGAGAGGGGUGAUACAUGCAGGUUGUUGCCUGUAUGUAGGCACAGUUUCCAUGCCAAGUGUGUGGAUGCAUGGCUGUACAAGAACCCCAUGUGUCCUAUUUGCAGGACUAGUGCCGAGCAGGAGGAUUGUGGGGAAGGGGGGAAGGAGGGGUUGGAAUUGGGCGGAGGCGGGGUUUGUGAAGCAAGAAGGGUAGGCGUGGAAUUGGCUCUUGGGAUGGGAGAAGAGGGCAGGUCUGGUUUUUAUCAAGUUUCUGAGACCAUUAAUUCCACUUUACCAAGAUCUGUUCCUUCUAGUCCUGCUGGUGAUGAAAUAAGGUAUGUGAAUAUCUAGGAUCUGAGCUGAAGUUGUGGUAUGUUCAUUGAUUCUGCUGCAACAUCAAUGUUAACUUUUGGGGAUGGAAACAGAGGAAAAAUGGAAUCCUUUCGGUGCUCCACUUAAUAUAUGUAUGUGAAUAUAUGUAUUUAUCUAUACAGAAUGAAUCGAGAUGUUACAAUUGAGCUGCAUGGAAUUUUGGGUUCAAGUUUUCAAUUCAAAAUUCAUUACUACGUCAGGACUGCAAUGUUGACAUUGUUGAUCCAAAGCAGGGGGAACUUGAAAUUUAUUGGUGCUUUUCUUCAUUUAUGCAUUCCUAAUGGAUCACUGCUUUAGAACUGAGGUUCAUACCGUGAUUGGCUCAGGGUGCGAAUCAAAAAUAGUAGUAUCUAGACUAGGACUGUCACUUUUGUAGAAGACUGAUGUAAAUAUCUUCUGAAAUCUGAGAUCGGUGUACUUACUUACCUGAGCCCCUGAUGCUUUAAAAACAUAAAGCAGCUUGUUUUUCACAUUAGUUUUAUUGGCUCGGGUACUGUUAAUAUAUGUAAAAAGGCAAGUGGGACAUGUUUAUGCUUUGUGCUUUUGGCCAUAAAAUGAACUCAAUGUCACGUCUCAUUGACAUUAGCUGUAAUUUUUCAAAUGCUAAUAUUAGAGCAUAUCAAAGCCCUGGUCUCAUUCUUUUAUAAAAGUGCAGUACAUUUAUUAGC
Molecule: messenger RNA, 1554 nt
Organism: Cryptomeria japonica (Japanese cedar)
Lineage: Eukaryota; Viridiplantae; Streptophyta; Pinopsida; Cupressales; Cupressaceae
Product: RING-H2 finger protein ATL56
Exons: 1
Coding region: 134-865 (243 amino acids)
Source: RefSeq, a predicted model, not a curated record